Acomys russatus (golden spiny mouse) is the source of this 3651-nucleotide messenger RNA. It is a transcript of the gene Eml1, whose product is annotated as EMAP like 1. The record is from RefSeq and is a predicted model, not a curated record. The transcript has 22 exons. The coding region runs from base 89 to 2533 and encodes 814 amino acids. Gene Ontology annotation, molecular function: microtubule binding. Gene Ontology annotation, cellular component: mitotic spindle. Gene Ontology annotation, biological process: microtubule cytoskeleton organization. NCBI's taxonomy places the organism in Eukaryota, Metazoa, Chordata, Mammalia, Rodentia, Muridae.
GGCCGGCCCCAGCGCCAGCGCCGCGGCGGCUCGGCAGGGCGCAGUGUGUGGGUGAGCGCGGCCGGAGCGGGCGCGGCCCGGCCUCAGCAUGGAGGACGGCUUCUCCAGCUAUAGCAGCCUGUACGACACGUCCUCGUUGCUGCAGUUCUGCAACGAUGACAGCGCCUCUGCCGCCAGCAGCAUGGAGGUAUCAGACCGCAUCGCCUCUCUGGAGCAGCGAGUCCAGAUGCAGGAGGAUGACAUUCAGCUGCUCAAGUCAGCGCUGGCCGACGUGGUUCGGAGGCUGAACAUCACGGAGGAGCAGCAGGCUGUGCUUAACAGGAAAGGACCUACCAAAGUGAGACCACUGGGGCCGGCCCUGCCAUUAAGAACCACUGUCAACAAUGGCACCGUGUUACCAAAGAAACCCAGUGCUUCCCUCCCGUCCCCCUCGGGGCCCAGGAAAGAAGUGGUUGUGCCGGUAAACAAAAGCAUCAAUAGGACCAGCUCCUCUGAGCGAGUGUCUCCAGGUGGCCGGAGGGAGAGCUCCGGGGACUCCAAAGGAAGCCGGAACCGCACAGGCUCCACCAGCAGCUCCUCCAGCAGCAAGAAGAACAACGAGAGCAAACCCAAGGAGCCUACAUUCAGUCCAGAAGAGGGAUAUGUAAAGAUGUUUCUUCGAGGCCGCCCGGUCACCAUGUACAUGCCCAAAGACCAAGUGGACUCGUACGCGUUGGAAGCGAAAGCUGAGUUGCCAACAAAGCGGCUGAGGCUCGAGUGGGUCUAUGGGUACCGGGGUCGAGACUGUCGGAAUAACCUGUACUUGCUCCCGACGGGGGAGACCGUGUACUUCAUCGCGUCGGUUGUGGUACUUUACAACGUGGAGGAGCAGCUGCAAAGGCACUACGCGGGCCACAACGACGACGUAAAGUGCCUAGCGGUCCAUCCUGACAAGAUCACCAUAGCAACAGGACAAGUUGCGGGCACAUCUAAGGACGGAAAGCAACUGCCACCACACGUACGCAUCUGGGAUUCUGUGACACUGAACACGCUACAUGUCAUCGGAAUAGGCUUUUUUGACCGGGCUGUCACCUGCAUCGCAUUCUCAAAAUCUAAUGGAGGAAGCCACCUAUGUGCUGUGGACGACUCCAAUGACCACGUGCUGUCUGUGUGGGAUUGGCAGAAAGAAGAGAGACUGGCCGACGUGAAGUGUUCAAAUGAAGCGGUGUUUGCUGCUGAUUUCCACCCCACAGACACCAAUAUUAUAGUCACCUGUGGGAAGUCACAUCUCUACUUUUGGACCCUAGAAGGAAACUCCCUUAACAAGAAGCAAGGUUUGUUUGAGAAACAAGAGAAGCCAAAGUUUGUCCUGUGCGUGACAUUUUCUGAAAAUGGUGAUACCAUUACUGGAGACUCAAGCGGCAACAUCUUGGUGUGGGGAAAAGGUACAAAUCGGAUCAGCUAUGCAGUUCAAGGGGCCCACGAGGGCGGCAUUUUUGCACUUUGUAUGUUGAGAGACGGCACGCUGGUGUCAGGAGGAGGGAAGGACCGGAAACUUAUUUCUUGGAACGGAAACUAUCAAAAGCUUCACAAAACAGAGCUUCCUGAGCAGUUUGGCCCGAUACGGACAGUGGCCGAGGGGAAGGGCAACGCCAUCUUGAUAGGCACGACUAGAAACUUUGUCCUGCAAGGCACCUUGUCAGGGGACUUCACACCCAUCACUCAGGGUCACACUGAUGAGCUUUGGGGGCUGGCCAUCCAUGCCUCUAAACCUCAGUUCUUGACCUGCGGGCAUGACAAGCAUGCCACCCUCUGGGAUGCUGUUGGUCACCGGCCAGUCUGGGACAGGAUCAUAGAGGAUCCAGCUCAGUCCUCUGGUUUCCACCCUUCAGGGUCUGUGGUUGCCGUCGGAACACUGACUGGGAGGUGGUUUGUGUUUGACACGGAAACAAAGGACCUGGUCACCGUGCACACGGAUGGGAACGAGCAGCUGUCCGUGAUGCGCUACUCACCAGAUGGGAAUUUCUUAGCAAUAGGCUCCCACGACAACUGCAUCUACAUAUACGGAGUCGGUGACAAUGGGAGGAGAUACACACGAGUUGGCAAGUGCUCAGGCCAUUCCAGCUUCAUCACCCACCUGGACUGGUCCACGAACUCACAAUUCCUGGUGUCAAAUUCUGGGGACUACGAGAUCCUGUACUGGGUUCCAUCUGCCUGUAAGCAAGUUGUGAGUGUGGAAACCACAAGGGACAUCGAGUGGGCCACCUACACCUGCACCUUGGGAUUCCAUGUCUUUGGCGUGUGGCCAGAGGGCUCAGACGGGACGGACAUUAAUGCUGUCUGCCGGGCCCACGAGAAAAAGCUCCUCUCCACAGGCGAUGACUUUGGCAAAGUGCACCUCUUCUCAUACCCCUGCUCGCAGUUCAGGGCUCCAAGCCACGUCUACAGUGGGCACAGCAGCCACGUCACCAACGUCGACUUCCUCUGCGAAGACAGCCAUCUCAUCUCCACGGGUGGGAAAGACACAAGUGUCAUGCAGUGGCGGGUCAUUUAGUCCCCAUGGGAGCCCUAGGGAGCAGAUUGUGCCCGAGGAGACGGACUCGCCUUCCGCUUGGUCACUGUGAUUUCUGUUUUGUCUACAAACCCUUAACAAAGCUCAGGAAAACUGUCCCUCUACCUUAGUUGGGGAGCCAGCGCGUGUCACACCAGAUAAGCGGUUUCACGUCCGCUUGUGUCAUACAGUGCAGGAUAGAAUGCAUGUUGGGUAAAGAAAGUUCCCAAGGUUUACAUGGCAGUGGCAUCAACAGAAGGGACCGGUGUGUCCUUAUAGUCACUUUUUUUUUUUAUGAACUCUUCAAAAAUGGUCACAGAAUGCCUUUUAAAAUAUUGUAUAUAGUCUUCACUGCUUCACUUGCUAAGUCAGAUAUUUAUGAUAAUGAAGUAUUGGGCCGGGGUUAGUGCUGACUAAUUGGUCCUAAAAGGAUAAGUCACAUAACUGAUUUGCUCAGCUGAAUCAGGAAUGCAAAUAUCAGACUUUCCUUGGUCAUGUAACAAAAAAGCUCAUUAACCCCUCCCUUUGGGAGGCUGGCAAGAAAGGGGCUGGGUUCUCCCUGGAUAAGCACCCCUGGGCUUCAGAGGGGUGUACAGGCGCUUCCACGCUCCCGUUAGACUGUCCUGCCUGGGGACACAGCCAGUUCCUUCAGCUCCUCCACAGAUCGCACCGCCGUCUCUGUCCAUGUGCCCUGGUUAAUGGGGAGACAUUUAGCCACCGCCCUCUGUUUUAAUGGCAUGAUACGGUACUGUCCUCAUAGAGAGUGUAGCAGCUUAUGAUAAAAUGCCCACGGCUCCUCCUCGCUGUGCUCGGGACACUGGACAUUUGUACCCAACAGCCCAGUAGAUUAAGUUGGAGAAAGACUCUCUUCAGUGUGGCAUCAGCCCGUGGAGUGCAGCGCCUCUGAGCUCUGGGUGCUAAGGCAGCUUCCUUUCCUGAUGCGUGCAUGGACAGUGCGCAGCACACGGACUAAAAGUGCUCCGAUGACUAGAACGUAGGUGGUCUAAAUGUGUCAAGAAGGCCUUACCCAUUGUGUGACAGACUGAAUUGUUUACAUUGGGGACUGUGUCUCGGAUUUUUAAAUAGAAGAAUCACAAACAGACAUAAAGACAAAUGAUGGG